This is a messenger RNA of Aegilops tauschii subsp. strangulata, 2360 nucleotides long. RefSeq lists its product as uncharacterized. The record is from RefSeq and is a predicted model, not a curated record. Lineage: Eukaryota; Viridiplantae; Streptophyta; Magnoliopsida; Poales; Poaceae.
UGGAAGUAGUAGUAGCAUCAUCUUCCUGCCUCCCACCCACGCGCCAUUUUUAAUCCGCGGAGAGAGGGAAGCCGCGCCGCGCCGCACCCCACCCCGCCCCGCUCCACUCGGCUGCCCCGCCCUGGCGCCGUCCUCGGGGAAUGCGACCGCGCGGCCGACCAUGCCUCGCGCCGCGCCCGGGCUAGGGUUCCCCAUUGCCAUCGACCCAGCGCCCGAGCGCCGCCACCCUCCGUCCUCCCGGCGGAAGAAGCCGCCGCCGCGCCGAAGGCGCCCCGCACCGCCGCCUCCACCCGCGCCGCCGGUGGGGCCACGCGGUGCAGCCGAUCCAGAUCCGGGCCUCCUCCACCACCUCCACCCCCGCGGCGGCAGCCACGCCACAGCUCCCAGAGACGAGGACGACGGCGACGAGGAGGAGGGGGGCUACGACGCGGCCGGCUUGGAGGAGGCGGCCGCCGGCGACUCCUUCUCCCACUCGCUGAAAGAGUGCCAGAAGCAGCUGCAGCUCAGGGCGGAGGCGCGGCCGGCGGCGGCCGCGCAUGAGCUCGGCAACGGCGACGCGUUCGGGGGGAUCGAGCUGCUCGUUCUCUCGCCCAGGUGCUUGCUCGGGGCUGCCGUGGGAGGGAUGAGCAAGAGCUCGACCGCGUCGUCCAGAAGCAGAUCAGGCACGUUUCCGAGCCCCGGGACGCCCAACUACCACCGGCAUUGCCCUGGCAACAUGCAGUACCCCAAGGGCUGGAGCUCGGAGCGGGUGCCGCUGGGGGCAGGUGCCAACAGGAGGUAUGGGGGCAGCGGGGUCGUGCUCCCUUUCAACAAUGGGAGGAAGCUGCCGUCGAAAUGGGAGGACGCCGAGAAGUGGAUCCUGAGCCCGGUCUCCUGUGAUGGGAUGGGGAGGAUGUCGGCACCGGCGCCGCAUCAUAGACGGCCAAAGUCCAAGAGUGGGCCGCUUGGUCACCCUGCUGGUGUUCCAGGAGCUUAUGCAUCUGUUUCGCCGAUGAUUCCCUGCUUCGAUGGUGUUCUGGCCGCCGCUAAUUUUGCGGCUCAUUCGCCUUUCUCUGCUGGGGUUCUCAUGCCAGGGCAUGCGCGCAACGGCGACUUCAGCAGUGGAAGAGCCAGAAGUGGGGAUGAUGGAAGCAGUAGGUCGUAUUCGGCUGAGAAGGAGCCCUAUAUUUGGAGAUCAGCAAGUACGCAUGCGUGGACAGAAACACUUAUGGAGGCAUCUGCCUUUGCUCAUAUCUCAGAGGAAGCUGCACAAGAUGAUGUCUUACAAGGUCCACAGGGAGCAACUCCUGUGAUUUCCAGUCCAAUCAUAAAGAAAGAUGUUGCCACACAAAUGAGUCCUGAUGACAGUAUAAUAUCGUCCUCCCCAAAAGCAAGGCAUUCCUGCUCCAGCUUGCCGUCAGGACAUGCUAUUAGAGAAUCAAAUAGUCAUACACCUAAGGUUGAAGUUAGGGAUGUGCAGGUAGAUGAUCAAGUAACUGUUACCCGGUGGUCCAAGCGACAUGUAACACGAGGCUCUGAUAAGCGAUCAACAAAUAUUGUUGAAUGGAGGAAGAAGACUACAGAAGCCCGGGCACCAUCUUUUGAUGAAAAAGAAAGAGAAAGAUGCAUAUCAAAGUGCAAGAGAGAGGAAGCAAAGAUCACUGCUUGGGAAAAUCUGCAGAAAGCAAAAGCAGAGGCAGCAAUUCGGAAGUUGGAGAUGAAGCUUGAAAAGAAAAGGUCAUCAUCGAUGGAUAGAAUUUUGGGCAAACUACGUUCUGCUCAAAAGAAAGCACAAGGCAUGCGCACUACAGUUUCUGUGAGCGAGGAUCAGUGUGCUGUCAGUGAAGAUCAGUGUGCUGUGAGGGCAACCAAGAAGGCAUCCUUGAGAAGGACUAGCAAGCCUUUCAGCUGCUGUUUCACCUACCAUGCUUGCUAGUUGUGAUAUGGUUGGUAUCUACAAUGAUUGUAGAAACAUUUUGAACCUUUGCAGCUCAAGUCAGCCGACCGACAAACCGAAGUUUGACUGCAAAUGUUCGCCGUUGCAGCUGGAGAUAGCAGGAGUAGUUAGAAGAAGAGAGCUUUGCGUGGUCUGAUGAAUGAAGCACUCGACCGGAGUGUCAGAAAAUCGAAGCAUUGGAGCAGAGCCCACUCUUGUAGCUGAUGAUAUGGAGUAGUUCACUCGGUACUCUGUAUCUGUAAACCAAGCAAGUGCUGUAGAUCAGGAAGCUCCCUUCUCGAGCUUUUCUCUAGUUGAACUCCGGACGGACUGAUCGGGCCGGUUCUCGUGGGCUGCCUGAUGAUGUGUACUGUAUCUUUCCCGUGGAAUUCUGUAUGUAGUUUCAAGCAUUGGGGCUCCAGUGUCAAAUGCUGGAUUCAUUGAA